Bathycoccus prasinos is the source of this 654-nucleotide messenger RNA. The record is from the annotation of a RefSeq genome assembly. NCBI's taxonomy places the organism in Eukaryota, Viridiplantae, Chlorophyta, Mamiellophyceae, Mamiellales, Bathycoccaceae.
AUGCAGGAAGAAAAUUCAUUUGGCGAAUUAGUCGAAAAAAAAGCGCACCUUGGGGCAACACCGGUUAAUCCUACAAUGUUCCAAUAUCUCGAAGGUUACCGCGGAAAAACCCCAGUGAUCAAUUUGACCGAAACUUUGUCUCUUUUACUCAAGACAUUGGCUUUUCUCAAAGUGUUACAGUCGCAAAAACAUCAAAUUUUGUUAGUGAACUCCGAACCAAAAUAUUCGACGCUGGUCCAAUUUUUAGCCAAUAAACUCCAGCAACCUUAUGUGAAUGAAGCUUGGAUCGGUGGUUUAUUAACCAAUUGGGACCAGAUGAAAACAUCAGUUGGGGCUUUCCAGAAGUUUAAUUCAUUUUUUGAAUCAUCUCUACAGCAGCAACAAACACCUUUUCCAAAAUAUUUGAAAACAAAAAAGAAACUAAAAGGUGUAAAAAAUAUGCAGCAGCGCCCCGCAGCAUUGUUUUUGUUCCAAACACUUAAUAACGAAAACAUUGUUCGCGAAGCCAAAAUUUUAAAUAUUCCAGUCAUUGCACUUGUAGAGACCUCUACUCAAGUAAAAAAUAUUGAAUACCCAAUCCCAUUAAAUAACCAAUCUAUGAAAAGUGUAUAUUUAUUUUGUCAAUUAUGGUGGUCUUCGGUUCAAAAAAAGUAA